CGUUGUGCUAUAGUGACCUAUAUUCUUUUUUUUUAAAUUUUGAGUGCGUUUCGUUCGCGUGUGACUGGCAGAAUACCACCAUGGCGCCAUCUAUGAGCGUAGCGGAGUACUACGCAAACAAGACCAUCUUCAUCACUGGAGCCACUGGUUUUAUGGGAAAGGUCCUCGUGGAGAAGCUGCUUAGAUCCUGUCCUGAUGUGAAGAGGAUUUACAUGCUGAUGCGCGGAAAGAAGGGGCAGAGUAGUGGAGAGAGGCUUGAGAGCUUCUUGAAGUGUAGGAUAUUUGACCGCCUCCACGAAGUGAGCCCCAAAUGCUUCGAGAAACUUCGCCUGAUCCCAGGAGACAUACUGGCUGAAGGCAUGGGCAUUUCAGAGGAGCAUCGUCAAGAACUGAGGAAUGAAACGCAGAUCAUCUUCCAUUGCGCCGCUUGUGUCAGGUUUGAUAUGCCGCUUAAGGACGCUACUGCCCUGAAUACUGGCGGGACCCAGCGCGUUUUGGACCUCACUGACGGGAUGUCACAACUCGAGGUAUUCGUCCACGUAUCCACAGCGUACUGCCGCUGUGAGCUGCCCGUCUUGGAGGAGCGAGUGUACGAGACCAAACACAGACCGCAGGAAGUCAUGAAGUGCGUGGAAUGGAUGGAUGAUGAGCUCAUCACGCAUUUACAACCUAAGCUGAUCGACCCGCAACCAAACACGUAUGCGUACACAAAAUCUCUGGCAGAAUCACUAGUAGCGCAGUAUGAAGGAAAAUUCCCUAUCGCUAUCGCGAGGCCAUCUAUCGUGACAGCAGCCCACAAGGAGCCCAUGCCAGGCUGGGUGGACAACCUGAACGGGCCCACAGGCCUUCUGGUGGGCGCGGGGAAGGGUGUCAUUAGAACUAUGCACUGUAACGACGCGCUUAAGGCAGACGUCAUUCCAGUGGACUUUGUCGUUAACGGGUGUAUCUUGGUGGCUUAUAACACGGGCGUUAAUAAACCAAAAGAAGUACAAGUGGUGAACAUAACGGAAUCGGGAAGGAACCCACUCACGUGGGGAGCAGCGCUUGAUAUGGGUCGUAUCCACGUCCAAGAGUUCCCCUUCUCCGUAUGCCUCUGGUACCCCGGCGGCUCCCCCAAGUCCUCACUCGUCUUGCAUCAAAUCGCGCUACUCUUCACCCACAUCAUUCCCGCCUACCUCGUGGAUCUGCUGCUGAUGAUGCUGGGAAAGAAGACCUUCAUGGUGCAAAUACAGAAACGUAUUAGUUACGGGCUCGAAGUAUUGCAGUAUUACACGACCAAGGAGUGGCAUUUCAAGAACGACAACUUUGUGGCGCUACGGAAAGUCAUAUCUAAAGAGGAUGAUGAGACGUUCUAUACUGAUAUUAAGAUGAUCAACUGGAGUUCCUACAUCAGAGACUAUAUCUACGGCGCUCGCCAGUACUGCUGCAAGGAGGACCCUUCCAGCUUGCCACAGGCCAGGAAACUGCAGAAACAAUUGUACUACCUCGACAGAGUCACAACUAUAAUCAUCUACUCGCUCUGCGCGUAUUUCAUAUACUAUUAUGUUAGGAUGUUUGUAUCUGUUAUGUUUUAGAAAAAAAAUAUUAUUUAUUUAAUAAUAUACUCAUGUCUUAUGUAGAAUUUCAGUAAGUAAUGAUUUUUAAUUAUCCGUCCAUUUAUUGUAACUAUUAAGGUUACAAAUCAUUGGUACCGAGCUCACAAAAUAACAAUUAUUUGAUAAUAUAUUUUUUAAAUUGUGUAUCUGUUUCAAAUGUAGUAUUUAAGUUAAAAAUGAAUUGGCCAAUCAAUCUGUUAAUUGUAUUAAAUAUUACUUGGGAAGAUCGAGUCUAUGUGAACAUUCCAUUUUUUAACUUUUUCUUUCGAAAAAGUAAAUAAUAAUUGUAUCUGGUCAUUAUAGCAUAGC
This is a messenger RNA of Leguminivora glycinivorella, 1904 nucleotides long. RefSeq names its product putative fatty acyl-CoA reductase CG5065. Gene Ontology annotation, molecular function: alcohol-forming very long-chain fatty acyl-CoA reductase (NADP+) activity. Lineage: Eukaryota; Metazoa; Arthropoda; Insecta; Lepidoptera; Tortricidae. Gene Ontology annotation, biological process: long-chain fatty-acyl-CoA metabolic process. The record is from RefSeq and is a predicted model, not a curated record. Bases 81 to 1574 code for a protein of 497 amino acids. The transcript has 12 exons. Gene Ontology annotation, cellular component: peroxisome.